Molecule: messenger RNA, 3127 nt
Organism: Salarias fasciatus (jewelled blenny)
Lineage: Eukaryota; Metazoa; Chordata; Actinopteri; Blenniiformes; Blenniidae
Gene: capn3b
Product: calpain 3b
Exons: 25
Coding region: 216-2525 (769 amino acids)
Biological process (GO): negative regulation of apoptotic process; proteolysis
Cellular component (GO): cytoplasm
Molecular function (GO): calcium-dependent cysteine-type endopeptidase activity; calcium ion binding
Source: RefSeq, a predicted model, not a curated record
ACAUGGAUGGAGACAGGUCAGCGGUGUGUCACAGAUCAAACACUGUGGUCUCCUGCGUCAGCGGCAAGAACUUAUCCGGUGAGCCUCGAUGGCUUUAUACGAGUGGAAAAGCGACAGCCUCUCCGGAGGUGCUGGAAUGGAAUCAACUAAGCACUGACACCGGCAUCGAACCAGCACCUGGUUCUUCUCUGUGAAAAAGAAUCACCAGCGGCAAGAUGGGAGAUGAGACACCCAGAGUGCCUCUCGUGGAAGAAAUAAAGGAGAAAGUACUUUAUGAAACUGAAGCAUCAUCAGAUCUGGAUGCCAAAACUGAUUAUCCACCUGCCGGGGCGAACUCCAUAUACUCUGCGAUUCUGAGCAGAAACGAGGCUGUGAAAGACGCCAAGCGCCUGAAGACUUUUCUGGAACUGCGAGACAAAUAUGUGAAGAAGAAGGUUGUGUUUGAGGACCCUCUGUUCCCUGCAGACGACUCCUCACUCUUCUACAGCCGGAAACCCUCGAUGAAGUUUGAGUGGAAGCGUCCCUCGGAAAUAUGUGAAAACCCCCAGUUCAUCAUCGACGGAGCCAACCGGACCGAUAUCUGCCAGGGAGAAUUGGGCGACUGCUGGCUGCUGGCUGCCAUCGCCUGUCUGACCCUGAACGAGAAGCUGCUGUACCGGGUGAUUCCCCAGGACCAGAGCUUCACAGAGAACUACGCAGGAAUCUUUCACUUCCAGUUCUGGCGUUAUGGCGAAUGGAUUGACGUGAUCGUGGACGACCGCAUUCCCACCUGCAACAACCAGCUAGUGUUUACCAAAUCGUUCAGAGAAAAUGAAUUCUGGAGCGCCCUUCUGGAAAAAGCCUACGCAAAGUUGCACGGAUCGUACGAGGCUCUGAAAGGGGGAAACACGCUGGAAGCGAUGGAGGAUUUCACCGGCGGGGUGACUGAGUUCUUCGAGCUGGCCGAGCCGCCCAAAGAGCUGUACAGCAUCAUGAGGAAGGCUCUGGAGAGAGGCUCGCUGAUGGGCUGCUCCAUAGAUGUCUUUUCAGCCAGUGAGAUGGAGUCUCGGACCGACCUGGGUCUGAUCAGGGGUCACGCUUACUCCAUCAUCGGCCUGGAAGAGUGUGAUGACGUGUCAAAGAACGGCAGAAUUCGUCUGAUCCGUUUGCGUAACCCCUGGGGCUGGGUGGUCUGGAAAGGACCCUGGAGUCCAAAUUCCAAGGAGUGGUCGACCAUUUCCAUCGCGGACAAGGAGAACCUGAAGAAACAAACAGUAGAGACCAGUGAGUUCUGGAUGUCCUUUGACGAUUUCAAGAAGUAUUUCACGAAGCUGGAGAUGUGCAACCUGACCCCGGACACCCUGCAGGGUGACGAAAGACACAGCUGGACGGUGUCGGUCCACGAGGGCCGCUGGGUCCGAGGCAGCUCGGCUGGGGGAUGCAGAAACUUCCCCGACACGUUUUGGACGAACCCUCAGUACCGUCUGCAGCUGCACGAGGAGGACGACGACCCGGAGGACGGGCGGGUGGCCUGCACCGUCGUCGUGGCUCUGAUGCAAAAAGGCCGAAGAAUGCAGCGCCACCAGGGGGCCAAAUUUCUCACCAUUGGGUUUUCCAUCUACGAGGUCCCGAAGGAGAUGCGAGGUCAGGAUCAACAUCUGCAGAAAGAUUUCUUCCUCUACACGGCCUCCAAGGCCAAAUGCAAAACCUACAUCAACCUGCGGGAGGUGACGGAGCGUUUCCGGCUGCCUCCGGGAGAAUACGUCGUCAUCCCCACGACCUUCAACCCCCACAAGGAGGGAGAGUUCAUCCUGAGGGUCUUCUCCGAGAAGCAGAACACUUCAGAGGAUAUGGAAAACACCAUUGGAUCCAAUAAAACACAGCAAGACAAGAAAAAGAAAGAGAAGCCCAUUGUGUUUGUGUCGGACAGAGCUCGAGCCAACAAGGAAAUCGAGCACGAUGGCAUUCUGGGGGAAAAGAAGAAGAAACCAAAGAGGGAAAUGUUGGAGCCCGAAGUAGAGACUGAAGAGGAAAAACAGUUCAGGAUCAUUUACCAGCAGAUUGCAGGCGAGGAUAUGCAGAUUUGUGCCAACGAACUCAAAACCAUCAUGAAGAACGUUCUUUCCAAACACAGUGAAAUAAAGUCGGACGGCUUCAGUCUGGAGACAUGUCGGAGUAUGAUCGCCUUAAUGGACACCGAUGGGACGGGGAAGCUGAACCUGCAGGAGUUCAAACACUUGUGGAAAAAGAUCAAAGAGUGGCAGAUCAUCUUCAAACGCUAUGAUGUCGAUAAAUCCUGCACCAUCAGCAGCUUUGAGAUGAGGAACGCCGUUAAUGACGCAGGGUUUCACCUCAACAAGCAGUUGUACGACAUCAUCGCCAUGCGCUACGCAGACGAGCGCCUCAACAUCGACUUCGACAGCUACAUCUGCUGCUUUGUGAGGCUGGAGGGCAUGUUCAGGGCUUUCAAUGCCUUUGACAAAGAUGGAGAUGGAAUCAUCAAGUUAAACGUCCUUGAGUGGCUUCAGCUGACCAUGUACUCCUAGGUCACCGUCCGGUCUGCGACGCUCGCCAGCACGAACAGUCACUUCAUUAAAUGGUGUAUUUUUGAACAGCUGUUGUGAAGAAACCCAGAUCCUGUUGUCAGCGGUGUCAGAUUUCCCUUUUCAUGCAGUUUUAUAUUUGGAAUUGUGUCUUUACUUGUGUGUUAUCGGUCUACAUGAGCGGUGAGUGUAAGGCGAACCUCCCUCGAGCGGUUUGGGAGCAUUUCAGGGGCCCAGCCAACGGAAAGAAAAAAAACAAAAAGAAUUUCGUGUAGAGUGAAUUUAGUUCUUUGUAGACUGGAUCUGAUGUAAAAUAUUUGAUGAAAACAAGAAAAUAAAAGGGGAGUAUGUGUAUGUGGAAGUUAACUGAUGACUAUAAAUCUUAAGUGUGAGUAUGAGUGACAUUCUCUCCUAAUUUACCCUCUGAUAGACUGAUUUAUGUUUUUCCAAGAGAAAAAUUUAAAACAGAACAUUAUCAUAAAGAAAAUUACUCAUGAGAAAAAUGACUCAGGCUGGCAUCAUCUCUGUUUUGUCACUUUUUUGUAGAAAAACAUUUCUAAAAUAAAACAUGAAUAUCGGUGGUGGCUGUUUUAUUUUUUUUAUUA